AUACUUCUAACGAGUUCCACGCCAUCCAACGGAGGGAACACACAUCUACGGGUGUUCCAUUAGGCUAGUUAUUUACCUACCACCAGGCAGUGGACACAGAACGUGUCAACUUUAAGAAGAAAAUACUACUGUUGCAGUAAAUUCGUUGACCAUUAAUAAACACACCAUGGAACCCCGAAGAUUGAUGAUAACGCUGUGGUUGGGAGUAAUAACGGCAAGUGUGCAGUCAGCAGCAGUUCCUACUCAAGAUGAGUACUUAGUAGUUGCGAGCGGUCAUCCGAAAGUACGCAGGAGCACAGAUGACACUACAGAUAAACCACUUGAGCCAAUAAAAUUGACAGAGAUGCGCGUACGCUCUGAGGUAGCGCUGCGCUACGCGCGCACGUCUGUGCUCACCCACGUGCACAACCCCGACGCGCGGCCGCAGGAGGUCACCUUCCGCAUGCUGCUGCCCGACACCGCCUUCAUCAGUGGCUUUACUAUGAUUAUUGGUGGAAAAUCAUACAAAGCGUAUGUUAAAGAAAAACAGGAAGCUAAGCAAAUUUACACCCAAGCAGUAUCACAGGGGCUUGGUGCUGCUCACAUAGCUACAAAAGCUCGCGACUCCAACCACUUCACGGUGUCAACCAACGUGGAAGGCAACACGACAGCAGUCUUCGACUUGAGAUACGAAGACUUCCUAACCAGCCGUGACGGGUUCUACAGUCACGUCAUCAACCUACACCCAGGCGCUCUUGUGCCUAUAAUGGAAGUCGUAGUGCAUAUCAAAGAAUCUCAGAAGAUCACUAAACUGCGUAUUCCCGAUUUGAGGACCGGAAACGAAAUUGAUACGACGAAAGACACGCAAAAUUCAAAGGCCGUUAUUCAAAAUGGUACCGACGAGCGAGAAGUGACCAUUACUUUUACUCCUGAUCUGUCGGAACAACGAAGACUUGCUAAAAUAUAUAUGGAAAAAAGUAAAGACUCAAGUACGUCACUUGGACAAUUUGUAGUGGAGUACGAUGUAGAGCGAUCUAACAAUGGUGAAAUAUUGGUUAACGAUGGUUACUUCGUACACUUUUUGGCCCCGACAGCGCUGCCUCCAUUGAGUAAGCACAUAGUGUUCGUACUUGACACAUCGUGGUCUAUGGCAGGCCGCAAAAUUGACCAGCUGCGUAUAGCCAUGAAUACCAUACUCUCUGAUCUCAAUCCAAAUGACUACUUCAGCAUCGUAGAAUUCAACAGCGACGUUAAGAUUUACGAAUUCAAGGAAGAUGAUGACGAAGUGCACUAUGUAACCUUCAACGAAUUGAACCCAUCAACUUCGCUCGCGCCACCAACGCUCGCCUCGCCGAAAAACAUUGCCAAAGCGAAAGUUAUUGUGUCAAGACUGCAACGUACUGGAACUACCGACAUUUACAGCGCGCUGGAAGCAGCUUUGAGUCUCGUGAAAAAGGGUGUUGAAAAGAAAAUUGAAAUUACUAACGACAGCGCUGUUGUUAAUACCGAUGAGAACGUUAAAAAAAGAAAGGAGUUGGAGCCUAUCAUCUUCUUUUUGACGGACGGUGAGCCGGUGAGUGGUGAAACUAACACCGAUCGAAUUACCUCGCUUAUUACUACAAAAAACUCCGGCGAUAUCAAGGCGGCCUUAUACUCGAUCGCAUUUGGUGAAGGUGCGGACCGCGCGUUCCUGCGCAAGUUGUCGCUACGCAACGAGGGCUUCAUGCGGCACAUCUACGAGGCGGCGGACGCGGCGCUGCAGCUGCACGACUUCUACCGACAGGUGUCCUCGCCGCUCCUCGCUAACGUCAAGUUUCUUUACCCUGAAAAUCAGACAAAAGAAGGGUCUGUGAGUCGUAGCCAGUUCCGCACAAUUAAUGCUGGUUCUGAAGUGGUAGUUGUAGGUCAGGUCGCAGAUGAUGUCACAGAAAUGACGCCGAGAAUCGUCGGCUUCCGCGGCAGUGAAGAUGGCCAGGAACAGUAUGAAGCAUCCUCGAAAGUCGUAGUGACUCGUACUAAGGAUGAAUACUUGCCGCUGGAGCGUUUGUGGGCCUACCUUACCAUUAAGCAACUGCUGGACAAACGUGACGCAGGUGAAGAAACCAGCGUCAAGAACAGCAGCUCCGAGGGAAAGGCUCUAGCUAUUGCACUUAAGUACGGAUUCGUAACACCUCUGACGUCACUAGUAGUAGUCAAACCAGACGAAACCAACGCGGUUGAUAUUGAAUCCGUUGAUUCUAGCCCAUAUGCUGAAGAGAAGACGACAACUCAGCAGCCUACAUAUCACAGUUAUUAUACACCUAGCCCGCAACGUACAUUUUACGGAUAUAAUGCUCGUCAUGGAUCGUUGAAUCCAGUAAAUUCACGACUAGGAAAUGGUUUCUCCUAUCACUCAAACAACAUUGGUAUUGGUGAUAUGAAUGCCAAUUCUGUCUACAUGGGCGUUUCAGAUGAUGAUUAUGGCGGCAGCAAUCGGGGCUAUAAUGGUGGCAGUUUCGGGUCCUACAAUGGUGGUGGUCAUAUUUCUCUACUCAGUGGUGGUUAUAGUGACCACAAUAGUGGCAGCUUCGAUUCCGACUAUGGUGGUUCAUAUGGACGUGUUUAUGGUGGCGGCAACUAUAACAGCUUUGGUGCCGACUAUGGCGAUAAUUACGGCUCAAGGCAUCUGGUUAAAGAUGACGAUGAUGAUAUGAUGAUGAGAAUCUCCGGUGGCAACAAUAAUUACAAUAGAAUGUGGGAUUCAGGUUCAGGUGAAAACAUCGUCGUUGCUCCUACUACCACUAGUACUACCACUAGUACUACCAGCACCACUACCACACAAGCUACAACCACUGCUUCAUCUAGAAACUAUCACCUAGGAGACUAUAAAUGGACGACAUCUUUACUCAACACUAGUAUUGAUGCACUUGUAUUGCUCGGAGAAAAUGGCACACAAAUCAUCCUGAAUCUCCCAACAGAUAUUAAUACUCCUAAAGCGAAUGGUGGAGACACGGAAUGCUCGAAUAGCUGCACGUCUGGGGUGGGUGCGAAUCAGAGUGAGCAGAGUGUGUGCGUGUAUCUCACGCGGUGCCACGCCGCCCGAAGCAUCACUGCCGAUGACUAUCAGAAGAGCUACUGCGUUGUCAACAACAGAUAUGCUGGUGUCUGCUGUCCAAGGAAUGAAGUUGAUAGGAGCACAAUAUAAAGUUAUUUUAGUUAAUUACAAAGGAACUUACCAAUGACAUAGAAUAUUAUAAUAGUACUAUUUGCCUACCUACAGCCUGCUUUUACAAUAUACAGCUCAUACACGCAUUUAAUAGAAUAUUAUUUUGUAAUAUAUUAAGGCCCUAGAAGCAUGCAUUUUGUAUUGGUAGGGGUAUAAGGCCGUAUUUAAGUUAGAUAAUGAAAUAUUGUUAGAUUUUAUUGUACUUAUAUUUGUUCCUGUUUAUCUGUUUUUAAUUGUUAAGUAAAUCAAUUUUAAAUAAAAAUGUUCAUAACUAA
This is a messenger RNA of Maniola jurtina (meadow brown), 3459 nucleotides long. Its product is annotated as inter-alpha-trypsin inhibitor heavy chain H4-like. The transcript has 26 exons. NCBI's taxonomy places the organism in Eukaryota, Metazoa, Arthropoda, Insecta, Lepidoptera, Nymphalidae. Bases 167 to 3163 code for a protein of 998 amino acids. The record is from RefSeq and is a predicted model, not a curated record.